AUGUCUGCAUUAUUGCCAACAGUAAUACUUUAUAUUUUUAUUACUUGCUUUAUUACCAAUAGCUACCUAAUGAGUCUAAUAGAAGGUGACUCCAUCUACAGUUUAUUUCCAAACCAUGAUUUGGGUUUGGAUUUCACUUCUGGUCUUGUACCAGACAGUCCUAACAAAUUUGGAAAUGUAAACACAACUCCAAACACCACUCCACCAAUCAACAAUAACAAUAACAAUAAUGUCAACAAUCAAGUUCAACAGCAUACAAAUGGUGCUAAUAUGCAAAAUCCAUCUGGAAUCAACGGAACCUAUAAUCUCAACAAUAAGAAAGCUCCUCCACAAUCAUCAAAUGGAUACAAUGGAAAUACAAAUGGUUUUUCACAACAUCAACAAGUCCAUCAACCACCUCAAAUGUCACACCAACAACAACAGCAACAACAACAACAACAUCAUUUGAAAGACUCUAAUCAAGCCAUUCAAAUUUCUACUCCAUUACCACCAUAUCAUCAACAACAGCAACAACAUCAUAACCUUCAACAACAACAUCAACCAUCAUACUCCCAACAUCAACAAAUGCAACCUAUUCAUAAUGGUGGUAUGGAAGAGCAGAUUUAUUCUCUUUUCUUAGCCUCUGAAAAGGAUAAUUCAAUGAAUAUCAUUCCAGAUUUUAAUUGUAGUCCAAAUCAAUUAAAUUUAAAUAUGUACAAUGGAGUAAAGCUUGAAGAUUCAUAUUCCAAUGGAAUUGUUCCAGAUUCUUCACUUACCCAAGAUAAUAAUGUUUUAAAGAAAAUAGAUUUUAUAAAUGAACCAAUGAAACAACAUUAUUUUGUUCCGGGAUCUGCUUAUGAAAUGCCAUUAAUUGUACAAAAUAAUAACAAUAAUAAUCCAAACAACAAAAAUGUAACCAAUAAUAAAACAUCUGCUAAAAGAAAGGAAGACGAUAACAAGAUUAAAAAGAGAAAGUUUAUCACUUCAACACCAGUCAAGAGUGAGAAUGGUACAAUGUUAAUUCCAACUCCAGAUGGAAGUGUAAACCCAGAAGAAGAAAAACAUAUGAAAAGACAAAGAAGAUUGGUAAAAAACAGAGAAGCUGCUCAACUAUUCCGACAAAGACAAAAGGCCUAUAUUCAAGACCUUGAGAAAAAAGUCCAUGACUUAACAACCAACAACAGCGAAUUCCGAGCAAGAACAGAGUUGCUUAAUUCAGAAAACAAACUAAUUCGAGAGCAACUUAUGUACCUGAGGAACUUUAUCACCCAAGCAGUUUCGUUCACCUUCCCAAAGGGUCCAAAUGGUUCGCCAAAUGGUAGUCCCAGCAGUAUGGAGAUGCCACCAGGUCUAUCUGCUCCAUUGCCACCAGGUAUCUUGCCACCUGGUAUGAUGAAUUUACAAAAUCCGAUGAUCAUGAGUGCUAUUGCCGAAGCAACAAAGAAUAGCCAAUUUCGUCAGAAUAUCAAUAGUGUAAUGUCUAUUCCAUCUCCACCUUCGCUCAGUAUCCAAACACAACAAGUUCCAUACAUGACACAAAACACUCCACCACAACAAACCAUAUCACCACCAUCAGUUCCCAUCAACCAACAAUCAUCUCCAAAUGGUACACCUCAAUCCAACUCUCCAAAUAAUAACAAUAACAACAACAACAAUAACAAUAUAUCUCCCAAAAGACAAAAGUAA
Molecule: messenger RNA, 1665 nt
Organism: Heterostelium album PN500
Lineage: Eukaryota; Evosea; Eumycetozoa; Acytosteliales; Acytosteliaceae
Gene: bzpF
Product: bZIP transcription factor
Exons: 6
Coding region: 1-1665 (554 amino acids)
Biological process (GO): regulation of DNA-templated transcription
Molecular function (GO): DNA-binding transcription factor activity
Source: RefSeq, a predicted model, not a curated record